Purpureocillium takamizusanense is the source of this 2081-nucleotide messenger RNA. RefSeq names its product Peroxisome size and maintenance regulator, variant 2 (gene PEX29). Gene Ontology annotation, biological process: peroxisome organization. Gene Ontology annotation, cellular component: peroxisomal membrane. The record is from RefSeq and is a predicted model, not a curated record. NCBI's taxonomy places the organism in Eukaryota, Fungi, Ascomycota, Sordariomycetes, Hypocreales, Ophiocordycipitaceae. Bases 660 to 1889 code for a protein of 409 amino acids. The transcript has a single exon.
UUCUCUAUCUGCAACCACCAACCUUCAGCAAGCCAACCUCGACAUCUCCCAUCCAUACAUCUCUAGCUCAAGGCUCUCCUAGAUCCUUAAACGCCUCAAAAAAAGCCAAAACCAGAAUAAAACCCAAUCGAAUCGCAAUGUCCUGAGCCGGGCCCGUCGUGAAUCCUACCUCCCUCCCUCUCCUCUCCUGGCUCGUCUGGCGCACGCCCGCUCCAUGGACGACUACACCGCCGAGGUCAUCGCCAGUGGCGAUGCGGCGCGCUCCUCGCCCACCCGCAACCACAAUGAGUCUGGUGCCUCGACGCCCCGGAGCGGCAGCGGCCUGCGCGGCGGCUUCGCUGCCAUACGCGAGAAGGCCGGCUUCCAGGACCGCCUGAUGGAGAGGUACGUUCAGCGACGCGCCCCCGUCCACCACAUACACACACGUACACAACACUCCCUACGCGCCCCAAUGGGGGCUUAGUAAUACUUGACGAGGCGGCGGAAGUCUUGAGAACACGAAGAAAUUGGUGCUAAACAUGCGGUGCUCGUGAUUCUGCUUUAGACUCCUCCAGCAAGUGAUUCCAACCGACGACGACCACGGGUCCGACGCGCCCAUCGUGGCGCCCGAGGCCAGCGACUCGGCGUUUGUGCAACGACCGUCGUUCAACCUGACCACCAUGUCGUACAACUUCCGACACUUCAACGCGCGCAUAGGCGUCGUCUUCCAGUUCCAGGCCGACGUCGAGCGCCUCCUGUCGUGGACCCGCCCCUCGCACACGCUGUCCUUCCUCGCCGUCUACUCCUUCGUCUGCCUCGACCCCUACCUCCUCCCCGCGCUGCCGAUGGUAUUGCUCGUCCUCGCCGUCCUCGUCCCCUCCUUCGUCGCCCGUCACCCCGCGCCCCCAAAGGGCACCCUCUCGAGCGAGCAGAGCAUGGGCUACUCGGCCAAGGGCCCGCCCCUCGCGCCUGCCACCACCGUCCGCCCGGCCAAGGAGCUCAGCAAGGACUUUUUUCGCAACAUGCGCGACCUGCAGAACAGCAUGGGCGACUUCAGCCACGCCCACGACAAGAUCGUCGAGCUGCUCGUCCCUGUCACCAACUUCAGCGACGAGGCCCUUUCGUCCACCGUUUUCCUGUUCCUCUGCGGCGGCGCCGUCGCCAUGACCCUCGCCUCCCACGUCGUCCCCUGGCGCCUGCUCUUCCUCGCCGGCGGCUGGGCUCUCGUCGUCUCCGGCCACCCGGCCGUGAAGCCGCUCCUGGCCGCCCAGCACCAGCAGCACGUCCAGCCGCGCGAGGAGCGCGCCAAGACGUGGCUCGACCGCUGGAUCGCCGACGACGUGAUCCUCGACUCGGCGCCCGAGACGCGCGAGGUGGAGAUUUUCGAGCUGCAGCGCAUGUCUGACGACGCGUGGCGCCGUCCUGCGCGCCGCGGCGACGGAGGAGGAGGAGGAGGAGGCGAGUGGGAGCCGUGGCUAUUCUCUCCCUCGCCCUACGACCCGCUCUCGCAGCCGCGCAUCGCCGGCGAGCGGCCCCGCGGCUCGCGCUUCUUCGAGGACGUUUUGCCGCCGCACGGUUGGGAAUGGAGCGAGAAGAAGUGGGCGCUCGACCUCUGGAGCAGGGACUGGGUCGAGGAGCGCAUCAUCACGGGCGUCGAGGUCGAGACCGAGGGCGAGCGCUGGGUGUACGACAUCUACGACGACGGCGAGGACCUGCGCACGGGUGUGGUGGAGGAGCAGCACCAGCAGGAGAAGAGCGAGGCGGGCGGCAAGCUUCCCAAGGCGAGGCAUCACCCACCGCCGAGCUGGGAGGAGGGCGAGGACAGCAGCGAGAGGAGGGGCCGAUGGCGACGGAGGCGGUGGGUGCGGCUAGUCAAGAGGAGGGCGGCUCCCGCGACGGUGCUUUCAUGAUAUCUUGUGCGUGCACACGCACACAAUACGGAACUGACUCUACGAUACGGCGUUUUGAUACUUGACACAGGAGAGACAUUCAUCAUGUUUAUUUGAGAGCAAAGUCACCUGUAGUAAAUUUGUUGGCGGUGGUAGCAGCAGCAGCAGCAGCAGCAGCAAGAGUGGUAUAAAGAGUGGUAUAAAACGCUGGCC